Messenger RNA from Vicia faba (fava bean), 639 nucleotides. The record is from the annotation of a GenBank genome assembly. Lineage: Eukaryota; Viridiplantae; Streptophyta; Magnoliopsida; Fabales; Fabaceae.
AUGGACGGUAAUGAGGGUUUUCCCGCUUAUUGCCCCUCAUGUGAGCAAGUUAAGGACGUACUCGUCCUACUUGCUGGGCUUGCAAGUUCUGUCUCUAUCAUCUUCCUGCUAGUCGUCACUUUUUCUCCCUCUAAUCUCAAGUUCCACAUAACUGAUGCUUCUCUUACAAUGUUCAACCUCACUGGCAACAACACUUUGGAUUACAAGUUAGAAGCCAACAUCACAUCAAGAAAUCCCAACAAGAACGUUGAAAUAUACUACAGGAAGCUCGCCGCAGUUGCAUGGUACAAAGACAAUGAGUUUGCUAGAGUGAAUCUGCCACCUUUUGAUCAAGGCCACAAGAAUACCACUUUUCUGCAUGUAGCGUUUGAAGGGAAGGGUUUGAUCAAACUCAAACCUAAACAACUUUUCGAGUAUAACGAAGAGUCCCGUGUAGGGAUCUUUAAUGACUUGGCUGUUGAUUUGGAUCUUUUAGUCAGGUAUAAGUUUCAAAGUCACAGGACUACGGCCUACUAUCCACCAAUCGUGAAAUGUCGUCGAUUGAGUCUUUUAUUGAAUUCUAAUGGUAACUCAUCAUCACCACCUUCUUUUCAUGUUACAAGAUGCAGAUCUGGAUUUUUCUUUGCUAAUCGUGCAUAA